Messenger RNA from Drosophila santomea, 8076 nucleotides. It is a transcript of the gene dnc, whose product is annotated as cAMP-specific 3',5'-cyclic phosphodiesterase. The record is from RefSeq and is a predicted model, not a curated record. Gene Ontology annotation, molecular function: 3',5'-cyclic-AMP phosphodiesterase activity. Gene Ontology annotation, cellular component: cytosol; nucleus; perinuclear region of cytoplasm. Gene Ontology annotation, biological process: signal transduction. Lineage: Eukaryota; Metazoa; Arthropoda; Insecta; Diptera; Drosophilidae. Bases 475 to 3696 code for a protein of 1073 amino acids. The transcript is spliced from 14 exons.
CAGCGGCAAGAGCAAAACAUCGCAACAUCGCAGCAGCAGUGGCAGCAGCAGCAGCAACAGCAACAUCACUGUGGCAACCGCAACAGCGCAGCAGCAACAUCAGCAGCACGUGUGCCCUGUGCCCCAAAGUGCGUUUCCAUUUGCAAAGAGCAAAGUUUUUCUUUUUUUUACAAGUGUUACUUUUUGUUAGUGUGUGCACCCAAAGUGCUCGAGAAAAUCAGCAGAGAUAAAUACAUAAAACGCCGAGAAAUUCAAGAGAAAAGGCAGAAAAAAGUUAAGGCUAAAAAGCAAUUAAAACAAAUUGUGCCGUAAGUCAAGUCGGUGGGCUUACAGCCCAGUCCCCCAAAAAAAACAAAGAAAACUGAAAAAAAAACUCCGAAAUACACAAGGAACCACCGCAGGAUCCACAGGACACAGUACCACCCACCGAUCCCAAAAGAAGCGUACGCGAAGAACGUGAAAUAAAAGGAAACCAUGUCCCAGGAGAGUAAUGGUGGCCCAGCAGCAUCAGGAGGAGGUGGCGGAGGAGUAGGAGGCGGUGGAACUGGAGCUGGAGCAGCAGCACCACCACAAUACAUAAUAACCACACCCAGCGAGGUGGAUCCCGACGAAGUGCGCUCCAUGGCCGAUUUGGAGCUGGGAUCCCCCGAAAAGCAGGUGCAGGUACAGAGCCAAAAGUUCUCCAGCACAUCGAGCACCACCAAGGUGGCCACGCACUCCUUUUCGAUGAGCAGUAGUGCCGGCACUACUGUGCAACAAAGCAAACAGGAUAGCGCCCAGCAAAUCCAGCAGAUUCAACAGCUUCAGCAACUCCAGCAGCAGCAGCAAUCCCAGAGAAUCAUAUCCAGCUCGACGAGGAGUCAGAGCCUGCAGUCCAGCACGAUUGUGGGCGAGGCCACCACCAUUUCGAGCGGAGCCGCCCAGAUGCUCAGUUCCUCGGCGGCGGCUUCGCUGGCCCAGCAGCUGAAGGCCCAGAGCUCCACCUCUAUCAUCACCAGCAGCGAGCAGAGGACCAGCACGAGCACCAGCAGCAGCAGCAGCACCCGCUACAUAGCCAGCGGCUCCAGCAACCUGGCCGGCGGCAACUCCAACUCGGCCAGCUCGGCCAGCAGCAAGACUCGCUUCCAGAGUUUCCUCCAGCAGCCGGAGGGUGCCCACGGAUUUCUGACGGCCCACCAGAAGCACGUACGCCAGUUUGUGCGCUCCACAUCGGCGCACUCGGAGGCGGCAGCCGGAGUGGCUGGAGCACGGCCUGAGAAGUGCAUCCGAAGCGCCUCCACCCAAAUCGAUGAUGCCAGUGUGGUUGGCGGUGUGGAAUCGGCCGGCAACUUGACUGACAGCUCCGCCACCGGUGGAUCCAUGCAGCUGUCGAUGAGCAAGCUGGGCCUGCAGCAGUCCUCCUCCAUUCUGAUCUCCAAGUCGGCGGAAACGAUCGAGAUGAAGAGCUCGUCGGCGGGCAUGCGCACCCAGUUGACCUUGAGCGGUGGCUUCUUGGCGCCGCCGGGCAGUCGCAAAAUUACCAUCUUGAGUCCCAUACACGCGCCGCCCGGUCUGCACGAUAUGCUCAAGCGGGCGCAAGGACGAUCGCCACUCUCGCCCAGGAUCAGCUUCCCCGGCAGCGAUUCGGACCUCUUUGGCUUCGAUGUAGAAAAUGGCCAGGGCGCUCGAUCACCGCUCGAGGGCGGCUCUCCCAGCGCCGGUUUGGUACUACAGAAUUUGCCGCAGCGCCGCGAAUCGUUUCUAUAUCGCUCCGAUUCGGACUUUGAGAUGUCGCCCAAGUCCAUGUCCCGAAACUCAAGCAUCGCCAGCGAAAGGUUUAAAGAACAGGAAGCCUCUAUACUCGUUGACCGAUCCCACGGCGAGGAUCUCAUUGUGACGCCUUUCGCCCAAAUUUUAGCCAGCUUACGUUCAGUGCGCAACAAUUUAUUAAGUCUGACAAAUGUUCCAGCAUCAAACAAAUCCAGGCGGCCCAACCAAUCCUCGUCGGCCUCGCGAUCGGGAAACCCCCAAGGAGCCCCGCUGUCCCAGGGCGAGGAGGCCUACACCCGCCUGGCCACCGACACCAUCGAGGAGCUGGACUGGUGCCUCGACCAGCUGGAGACCAUCCAGACCCAUCGCAGCGUCUCCGACAUGGCCUCGCUCAAGUUCAAACGCAUGCUCAACAAGGAGCUGUCGCACUUCAGCGAGUCCAGCAGAUCGGGAAAUCAGAUUUCCGAAUAUAUAUGUUCCACUUUUUUGGACAAGCAGCAGGAGUUCGACUUGCCGUCGCUGCGCGUGGAGGAUAACCCGGAACUGGUGGCCGCCAACGCAGCCGCUGGUCAGCAGUCCGCCGGACAGUAUGCGCGCUCCCGCUCGCCGCGCGGCCCGCCCAUGUCGCAGAUCAGCGGCGUAAAGAGGCCACUGUCGCACACGAACAGCUUCACCGGCGAACGGCUGCCCACCUUCGGUGUGGAGACACCCAGGGAAAAUGAGCUGGGCACCCUGCUCGGCGAACUGGACACCUGGGGCAUUCAGAUAUUCAGCAUCGGCGAGUUCAGCGUCAAUCGACCGCUCACCUGUGUGGCAUACACCAUAUUUCAGAGUAGAGAAUUACUGACCAGUCUUAUGAUACCACCGAAAACUUUUCUUAACUUUAUGUCUACUCUGGAGGACCACUACGUCAAAGACAAUCCGUUUCACAAUUCGCUGCAUGCCGCCGACGUGACCCAAAGCACCAACGUGCUACUCAACACACCGGCGCUGGAGGGCGUAUUCACACCGCUCGAAGUGGGCGGGGCGCUGUUCGCCGCUUGCAUCCACGAUGUUGAUCAUCCCGGCUUAACCAAUCAGUUCUUGGUUAACUCAAGUUCCGAACUAGCAUUAAUGUACAAUGACGAAUCUGUUUUGGAAAAUCAUCAUUUAGCUGUUGCCUUUAAAUUAUUACAAAAUCAAGGAUGUGAUAUAUUCUGUAAUAUGCAAAAGAAACAACGCCAAACAUUGAGGAAAAUGGUUAUUGAUAUUGUGCUGUCUACGGACAUGUCCAAGCACAUGAGUCUGCUGGCCGACCUAAAGACAAUGGUGGAAACCAAGAAGGUGGCCGGCUCCGGCGUACUGCUGUUGGACAACUACACCGAUCGCAUACAGGUGCUUGAGAAUCUGGUGCACUGCGCCGAUCUGAGCAAUCCCACCAAGCCGCUGCCGCUUUACAAGCGCUGGGUAGCCCUGCUCAUGGAGGAGUUCUUCCUGCAGGGCGACAAGGAGCGCGAAUCGGGCAUGGACAUCAGUCCCAUGUGCGACCGCCACAAUGCCACCAUCGAGAAGUCGCAGGUGGGCUUCAUCGACUACAUCGUCCACCCACUUUGGGAGACCUGGGCGGACCUGGUGCACCCGGAUGCCCAGGAUAUACUCGACACGCUUGAAGAGAACAGAGACUACUACCAGAGCAUGAUACCGCCCUCGCCGCCGCCAUCGGGCGUCGAUGAGAAUCCGCAGGAGGACAGGAUACGCUUUCAAGUAACCCUUGAGGAGUCCGACCAAGAAAACCUCGCCGAGCUGGAGGAGGGCGACGAGAGUGGUGGCGAGAGCACCACCACUGGCACCACCGGAACCACCGCCGCCUCCGCGCUAAGCGGGGCUGGUGGCGGUGGCGGUGCAGGCGGGGGUGUGGCACCUAGAACGGGUGGCUGCCAAAACCAAGCGCAACACGGUGGAAUGUGACGGAGAGUCGUGGGAAUUUAUCGCAAAUUACAGGAAAAGGCUCACAACUUUUUCCUAUUACGUUAGUGACUACUAUUAACACAAAAAAAAACCAAACAAAAACCUAAAACGAAAAACAAACAAAAAAAAACAAAGAAAAACUCUUGGAAAAAAUGCAAAAAAAAAAUACAAAAAAAAAAAACAAAAACCCAAGUAAGGAAAUAUUAUACCAAUGUUUAAAUGCAUACAAAAAUCCAAACAGCAAUAGCAAAACUACCGUUAAACCUUUAAAGUCUAGAGAAAAUCGACAAAGGAAAUUAGAAGUUUACUUAAUGGAACCCGAGAUUGAUGUUGAAAAUACACUUAAAAAAGGAGGAGGAGGCAGAGCUAACUAAGAAAAAUCAAUAAGUACAUAUUGUUAAACACAUAGACACACUAAAUUCAAGACAAAGCAAAGAUAAUGAGAAAAAAAUUGAUAAGUAAUAAUAAGACGAUACCAAAACUCCCGCCCCAAACCCUAAGAAACCCUCUCUUACCCCUCCCCUUUAUAUAUACAAUUUUUGUUGCAUGUGCAGGUAAAUGAUUUUUGUCAAAUUCAUCUGAAGUAGUAUAUAUCAAUCAGAGGAAGACCCGUAGCAGAGUCUCCUCUUUUAAUCCAUUGACUAAAGUGAAAUAUUUAACGCAGAGAAUCAGGCAAACGAAAAGGAAUAAUUAAUACGACCUAGCUUAAGAGAAGUUAUUAAGUUUUUAAUGUUUUGCAUGCACCAAACAGAUUUAUUUUACUUGAUUGAUAACGCUAGAUCUAACUGAUAAACUGAUAACAGCAGCACAUGGAGUUUUUUAUAAUUUAGACCACAGCGAUAGAAGCGAAAGAAAAUCAGCCAUGUAAAGUGUAAGAACCCAGUGAAUUAAACCAAAAUUGAAAGCCAACCGAGUUGAAACCAAGUUAAUUCUAAAUCCACAACCCAAAACCCCAAAAAACAAAAGAGAAUGAUGAAUGGAACAUUCUACAGCCAGACUGUAGUUGUAUAGUAAUAUAUAUGAUAUAAAUAUUUUUUUUUAAUAUUAUUUGUAAAUAAUUUAAAUGUUGGACUCGAAUUUAAAUCAAGCGGCUAGCACAUGUUGCAGCUAAACUAAAAUGAAAACAAAGCCAAAAACACACAUAAAUAGGGAACUAAGUGGAAAAGGAGGAAAAGGAAAAACGGAAAGAGAAUAACUAUUGUACAAUUAGCUAAAGAAUUUCCAUUUCAAUUUUCAAUUUAAAUUGCAAUUUAAUUUGCUUCCAGAAAAGAAUGAGAGAUAAACCGAAAAUAAUUUCAAACGCUGUCUUCGCAAAUAUUUUUCGCUAUAUAUUACUUAUACCAUUAUUUUACUAGUUACUAAGCUACUUACUGAGCCACACAAAUUAAAAACGAAAGAGACAAGACACCAGGACAAGAAAGAGAAGGAGCUUUCAUGAAUUUAGUGAACAAACAUACAUAACUGGCAACCGGCCACUGAGGCAGAGGCCACUCACAAUUUACAAAGGAAACACCACCAAAAAAAGACUCUUCAAGCACAAAAACUGUUUAGUUAACCAACUGUAAAACCAAAGCAAAGCAAAAUAACAACCAACACAAACGAUAUAAUCCCAAAAAGUCUUUGGCUAUAAUAUGAUUACUUAACCUAACCUAUACAACAUAGAUAUAUAUCCUAUAUGCAUAUAUAAAGUCACGAUACUGGCGCUGGUGCGCGGAUCGAUCAAUGUGGCAGGCCAAAUUCUAAACGCGCAUAAUUUAACUAUUGUUUAUAUUAUGUUUUAUUGUUAUUAAUUUAUUACCCAAAAACAUUAUUUUUUCAGACCUAGUGCUAUAUAUAUUUCUUUUUUGUGUUGAAGCGGGCAGGAUCCGCGCAUAAAAUAGUGUUUUUUUUUAUUACAAAUAUAUAUAUAUAUAUAUAUAUAUAAUAUGAUAUGUGAAUGAAAUGUAAUGAAAUGAAGUGGAACCUUGAUGGUCUAAAAAUAUCAUUAAAAGCGAGAUGGAAAGUUGAAGAACAAGAGAUACUUUAUAGCAAUUUAAGCAGCAUUGUAAAUGUGCGCUUCAGAACUACUUUUUUUCGAAACUUAAUCGACCUUCAGCAAAUACAGCAAGAUAUAUUACCUACAUACAUACACACAUAUAUUAUUAAUUGAACCAUAGUUGCGACAAAAACAAAAAUUACGGCAAGUCCAUGGCAAACUUAAACAAAAACCAAAAGCUACUUUAACAAAUUGAGUGAAAUAAAUAAAAGAAAGAAAACAAACAAAAAAAAAACAAAACCAUAUGACUUUUUUCUCCUCCUACAAAAUAACAAAAUAAAAACUAAAAAACAGAAAAAAUAAACUACUAAGUAUUGUAUUUGUAAUACGAAUUUUCCUGCGAGUGAAGUCUUUCCGCAGAACAAUAAAGCUGGAAAAGAAAACCUACAGAGUUCCGCAGCAACAGCGGCACUGGUACAUGUGUAGCUAUAGCUAUAGCUCUAGCUAUACGAUUAUGUAAUUUACCAGAGUAUUAACCAAACAUUUAAAUUUAUAUGCAUAUGCAACCAACAUAUAUAGAUAUAUACUAGGAAUAUAUGCAGUAACGGACAUUUGAUGUAUACUCGAGUUGAAACAUAACCUAACCAGAUGUUGUAUGUGUAUGUGUAAUUCGAUGAACUUUAAGUCCAAGCCCAUAAACCCAUAAGAACAAGCAAUUUAUAGUGAACAAGUCGAAAAGUAUCUAAAUGUAAUUGUUAGCAAAUGUCGAGCAAAUCCGAAAGUUACCAGAAAGUUAAAGAGGCAUCUAUCUUAUCCCCCCUCCCCACAACACUCAAUUUUUGACUGAAAUUGAAUCGUCUAGUAGAGGCACUCAAUUCGUACUCCGCCAUCCCCCAUCCCCCCUCCCCUAUCCAUCCCCUUUCCACGACUACUCUAUUUUAUCCAAUUUUUUUCUAUCGACGUGCCGCCAAUUAUAUCAGUGUAUAUAAACUAUAUAAAAUCACGCAUAUGUGCACACACAGAGUUUUGUAGCGUCAUAUGGCAUUAAGGAUACCCACUUAAAUAUGCCUACAUAUAUAUGGAGGGACAUAAGCAAGUAAAGUAAAUUUACAUAUAUGUGUGGGUAAAGAGAGAGAUCAGCAUUUGUAGCACAGGUUGGCCAAAUUUAUUGGGAAUAUCGAUUAAAGUUGAGUAAAGCCGAAGAAAAACCAAAUGAAAACUGUUUAAUGUGCUGUUAGCCGUAAUUGAGAACUUUUUUUUGAGAUAACUUAAUACCUAUAUAUAUAAAUAUGUAUUACAAUAUAUGUAUCUAUAAAUAUAUAAAACAGGCGACAAACAAAUUAAACCAAAUACCGGAACAAAACAACCCAAAAACCAAAAACGAAAAAGAAGAGAGAGAACAAAUAAUACAAACGAUAUUGAAAUGGCACGUUUUAUACUGUAAUGAAAUGAGGAAACACCAAAGACGAAUGCAAAACAAAAAUGCAAACACAAAACAAAAUAUACAAAAAAAUAUUCUUAAAAAUACCAUAAAUUGUGCGCUGGCGACGACGGUUGUUUGAAAAUGAGAAGGAAAAGGACAUGCCGCUUGAAAUGCCGAUCGUAAGCGAGUCCUUUCGCUUAAAAUGCAAGUCGGCAUUUCAAUCGAGUGGAGAAUCGGAAGAUAUUAUAUACAUAUAGAACACGUAACGCUGGCGUUACUGGGCAAACAGUUAGGCAUUUUUUUUUUGGAAAUUUAUACAAUUACAUAUACAAAAAGCUCAUCCACAACAAGGACUACAACUACAGAAGAACAAAAUACACACAUACAUACAAACAUUAACGCGUACACGAACAGCGAUUUGCGCCAGAUCAAAAUUCUGGGGAUUUCGAACCGAAAAAGAAAAAGUGAAAAUAGAAUGAGAAAAAUCGGCAAGUUAUUUACCACUGAAACUGAUCGGGUGUACUAUAGUAGCAAAUAGGGCUUACCCAGUCUGAUUCACCCAAAAUGAAUAUAUACAUAUGUAGUAACGAGCUGGCUUUUGUUGUUUAGUUAUGUAUUGUUUCGGUUAUGUUUUGCCUCUCUCAGAAUUACCAUAUACAUAUAUAUGUAUAUUCUAUGUAUAUAUAUGUAGUUAUGUAUGUGAAUGCGUAAUCAUUUAUGAAACCAAUGAAAAUCUAUCCUGAAAACAAAGAGAAAAACCAAAGUCAAAUAAAUAAUUGCAUGCAAGAGUAAGUAAUAUUAAUGGAAUAUAAGAACAAAGGUCACUCUCUGGCUUUAAAAAAGGCCGCAUGGCAAAUGAUAAAUGGUAAAACACUGAGCAGGUGGCAUUAUAAACAGAUUUGAAUGAUUAUGGAAUACAGACUAAAAAUAAAAAUUAAAAAAUAAAAAAUACAAAUAAAUGAAAAGAUAAUAUUUAAAAAUA